This is a messenger RNA of Sphenostylis stenocarpa, 519 nucleotides long. The record is from the annotation of a GenBank genome assembly. NCBI's taxonomy places the organism in Eukaryota, Viridiplantae, Streptophyta, Magnoliopsida, Fabales, Fabaceae.
AUGGCUAUGGGUCCAGAAAGAUCCAAACCUCUCCACAACUUCCCUAUGCCCUGUCUCAAAUGGGGCAACCAGAGAUUCCUCAGGUGCGUUAAAGUUGCCGCCACCGAUGAUCCUAGCGACAUCUCCGCCGUUCGCCGGAAGCUCAUGCUCGAUCUUAGAGUCGCCGCCGACAACCUCAAAGUUUCCAUGUUCCAAGAACCCAAUUCCAAAAACUGGAAUUUGCGAACCAGAAGAGCCGCCUGCAAGGCACCGCAUCACACUAACCGACUCAAUUCACUCACUCAAGAGAUGAUGAAGAAGAAGAAGAAGAUGAAGAUUGAAGAAAAAACCAAGUUUUCCAUUUCACUCUCGAAGGAGGAGGUGGAACACGAUUUCUGGGCCUUGCUCGGAACCAGACCUCCCAGGAGGCCGAAGAAGAGGCCCAAAACUGUCCAGAAGAAUUUGGAUACACUUUUUCCUGGUUUGUGGCUCUCCGAGGUUACUGCAGAAUCUUACGAAGUGCCUGAAGUUCCUGAAUGA